Molecule: messenger RNA, 1368 nt
Organism: Podospora pseudopauciseta
Lineage: Eukaryota; Fungi; Ascomycota; Sordariomycetes; Sordariales; Podosporaceae
Gene: TOA1
Product: transcription factor IIA subunit alpha
Exons: 3
Coding region: 1-1368 (455 amino acids)
Biological process (GO): transcription by RNA polymerase II; transcription initiation at RNA polymerase II promoter
Cellular component (GO): transcription factor TFIIA complex
Source: RefSeq, a predicted model, not a curated record
AUGUCGAACGUUCACGUUGGCCAGGUUUACGAGGCUGUGAUUCAGGGAGUCAUCGACGCUGUGCGCGUUGAUUUCGAGGAGAAUGGUGUCGAGGAUGGCGUGCUCGAGGACCUGAAGAAGAAAUGGCAAAUGAAGCUCUCGCAGCUCAACGUGGCCCAGUUUCCCUGGGACCCGAAGCCAGAGCAGCCCGCUCCUCCAGCUCAACCAGCCGCUCCCCCGGCUCCAGCGCCGCAAGCCGCUCCCCCACCGCAGGCGGCUUAUACCCAGUCUACGUUGAGCCCUCAGACUUCAGCUCAACCUCUCUCGCUGCCAAAUAUCAACCAGCCUCAUUCCAACGGGGUGCCCGUCAAGCAGGAGCCAGGGUUGGUCAGGUCCGAGCCGGUCGCUAUCAAGCAGGAACCCGGCGCUGGCUCUCAACCCGUGCAUCCUGGUUAUCACAAUGCCUCCCACCCUAGCCUGCCUACUGUCAACCCCAGCAUAGCCGCUACCCGGGCUGUGCAGGCUUUGCAAAACAAGUACGGCGAGGGAGCUGCUGCCUCCAUUGCCUCCAUGUCCAACGGUAAUGGUAAGGUCGGACAAGGGAACGUUGGCCAAGCCCAACAGCAGCAACAGCAGGUCCAGCAACAACAUGCUCAACACCAGCAACACCCUCAGCAGCAGCAGUAUCAGCAACACCCACAGCAUCCUCAACAACAACGCCCCCAACACCCUCAGCAGAUUCAGCAACAGCACAUGCAACGGCCACAGCAGGGUGGACCUCAGCAGCUGACCCCCGAGCAGGUGUAUCAACGACAGAUGCAGCAACAGAUGCAGCAACGCAUGCAGCUACAGGCUCAACAGGCUCAGCAGCAGCGUGGGAUUGCCCCCAACAACUUGCCUAAUGCCCAGACUGAUGGCCCUAGCGAUGACUGCUGGGAGGCUGUCAUGAUGCGCCGCAACGCCGAAGGCCAGGCUGUCGAGAUGGGCCGCGUCGAGAUUGAUGAUCAUCUUCACGCCCAGAUCGCCGCCCGAGCCAAGCAGAUGGAGGGCGGCGGCCUGAUGCUUCCUCUGAAGCAGGCCACCAAGGUCCGCAGCCUUGACAAUAGACGGAACCGCGCUGCUGGGGGUCCUUCCCAGGUUGAUGGUGGGGAGGAUGACAUGAAGGAUGAGGAUUUGGAUGACGAUGCGAUCAACUCUGACUUGGACGACUCCGACGACAACAAGGAGGACGAGGAUGAGGAUGAUGACAUGGGGCAUAUGAUGCUUUGCAUGUAUGACAAGGUGCAGAGGGUGAAGAAUAAGUGGAAGUGCACACUCAAGGAUGGCGUCCUGACUGUGAACGGCAAGGAGUAUGUCUUCCACAAGGCUACGGGGGAGUACGAGUGGUAA